UUUAACUCAUUCAUCUUUAACAUUUAUUUGGUUACAGUGCAGGGGUGGACUGACCGUUUGGAAACUCGGGCACUGCCCGAGGGCCCGGGGUCAGUAGGGGGCCCCAAGAGAUGCCCCUGGUACCUUUUUCAUAGGCUUUUUUUGAGUUUGGGCAAGGACACAGGGGCCCCAUGAUCCCCUAUUGCCUGGGGGCCCAUGAGUUGUCAGUCCACCCCUGGUUGGUAGGUUAAACUGGCUUCUGUCUAAAUUGCCCCAAGUAGGUGUUCUAUGUUGCCUGAGGGCCCAGGGUCAGUCGGGGGCCCCAUGAGAUGCCCCUGGUACCUUUUUCAUUGCCUUUUUUGAGUUUAGGCAAGGACACAGGGGCCCCAUGAUCCCCUAUUUCCCAGGGGCCCCAU
Molecule: messenger RNA, 395 nt
Organism: Staurois parvus
Lineage: Eukaryota; Metazoa; Chordata; Amphibia; Anura; Ranidae
Source: the annotation of a GenBank genome assembly